CGCAUCUUGAAGGCAACAUUUGCACCACGCGAGAACUAACCGGAGCCACGUAGCUACAAGGUGGUGUUUCAACCCCUGACAGAUGGACUAUCAGCCAGACGGACAGCUGGACAAUAUAGUGGACACCAGACAGGCUAUUUUAAGUGUAAAUUAAUGCAGCUUUUAUCGGAGCCUUGAUGCCCAACAGCCGCGAGUGCCGUCAAAGUCCUAAUCUGCUGCUGCAAAACACUUUAACCACGGAUCUGCCGCUUCCUGUUUUGUGAGCUAGAGUGACUGCUGCCUAACUCAUCACACCUGCACUAAAGGUUAAAAAAAAAGUACCUAAUUUACCUACCCAUCUGCUCAGAGUACUUCUACUCUCGGACCAGUCACACGUGUUGUGUCUAAGCUGUGUCAAUCACACACACCCACACUAGCAGGAUUUAAAACACACAGCCUGGUUCUGCGCCCACACACAGUCACAGCAAAUAUGGCCAGCAAGCUGUCCAACUUUGGCAAAACCCUGCUGCGGCGACGGGCUUUAGACUUCUCCAGUGAAGAGACCCAAUUCGCCCGCUGCCUGUCCACCCUGGACCUCAUUGCCUUGGGGGUGGGCUCCACACUCGGCGCAGGUGUCUACGUCCUCGCUGGCGAGGUUGCCCGAGAAAAGGCGGGACCUGCUAUUGUCCUCUGCUUCCUCAUCGCCGCUCUGUCGUCCAUGUUGGCCGGCCUGUGCUACGCUGAAUUCGGCGCCCGUGUCCCCAAAACGGGCUCUGCGUACCUUUACAGCUACGUGACGGUUGGAGAAAUCUGGGCCUUCAUCACAGGGUGGAACCUCAUCCUCUCCUAUGUGAUAGGUACGGCAAGUGUAGCCAGGGCGUGGAGCUCAACGUUCGACAGCCUGGUUGAGCAAAAGAUCUCUGACUUCUUUAAAUCAUCCAUGAAAAUGGAGGUGCCAGGGAAUGUGCUGGCAGAGUACCCUGACCUGUUCGCCCUCAUCCUGGUCCUGCUGCUCAGUGGACUUCUGGCCUUUGGUGUGAACGAGUCGGCGCUGGUGAAUAAGAUCUUCACAGGCAUCAAUCUGGUGGUUCUGGGCUUCGUUAUCAUCUCUGGCUUUGUUAAGGGGGACACGGCCAACUGGAACCUGAAGGAGGAAGACUACCUCAUCUUCAGAAACAUCUCCAACAGCAGCCGGGAGAAAAUCGAGGAGGAAUUUGGCGUGGGUGGUUUUGCGCCGUUUGGUCUGACUGGAGUCCUGUCUGGUGCUGCCACCUGCUUCUACGCCUUUGUGGGCUUUGACUGCAUCGCUACAACAAGCGAAGAAGCUAAGAACCCCAUGCGGUCCAUACCUGUUGGCAUCGUCGCCUCGCUGCUCAUUUGCUUUUUCGCCUACUUCGGCGUGUCGGCCGCCCUGACCCUCAUGAUGCCGUACUACCAGCUGAACACCCAGAGCCCUCUGCCCGAGGCCUUCAGCUACGUGGGCUGGGCUCCUGCCAGAUACAUCGUGGCUGUGGGCUCGCUCUGCGCUCUGUCCACCAGUCUCCUAGGCUCUAUGUUCCCCAUGCCCCGUGUUAUCUACGCCAUGGCUGAGGACGGGCUGCUGUUCCGUAUCCUGUCCAGGAUCAACGCUCGCACAAAGACUCCUCUCCUGGCUACCAUCGCUUCUGGCAUUGUUGCAGCUCUGAUGGCCUUCCUGUUCGACCUGGCAGCUCUAGUUGAUCUCAUGUCUAUCGGAACUCUGUUGGCGUACUCUUUAGUGGCCAUCUGCGUCCUCAUCCUCAGGUACCAGCCGGGCACCCUGAACUCAUCCAGCCAGAUGGAGAAGCUGGUGGAGCUGGUGGAAGGAGAGAAGGUCGCUGUAAGCGGAGGGGACAGCGGCGACGAGUACGGCAUGGAGACGGAAGAGAAGCCGCUCCGUGAGGCCUUCACCUUCAAACUGCUCUUCUGCCCGAGCGGGAAGAACCCAACGAAGACCUCCGGGAACAUCGUCUACGCCACCACUGCUAUUAUUUCUGUUUUUAUCACCGUACUGUGCAUUAUCCUGGCCAACUGUCUGACGGAGCUGCUGGCUGGACACGCAGCUGUCAUGGUGCCCUGUGUCAUCUUGUUUCUGCUGUGUGUUGUCUGUCUCAUCAUCAUCGUCAGGCAGCCCGAGAGCAAAGAGGCUCUCACUUUCAAGGUCCCUCUGCUGCCCUGGUUGCCCCUGUUCAGUGUUUUCGUCAACAUCUACCUCAUGAUGCAGCUGGACCGGGGCACAUGGUGCCGCUUCGCCGUCUGGAUGCUCAUCGGUUUCGCCAUCUACUUCUUCUACGGUAUUAAGAACAGCAGCGAAGCCGCCAAGAGGUCAUCCCCACGCAAAUACGAGCCGGCGCUGCAGAGCAAGAGCCCGAUUUACAAGGGCGCCCCUGACGACAGUGACGUGGAGGCCGGCAGCCCCUGAUACACACUGACGCGGACCUGGGGAGUGUUGCCAGAGCAUCUGCACUCAUUUCGGCAGUCUGGUUGAACUGGCAGCCAAAUGCUGCGAUGUAGGCGGUUUGGAACGCAGCCCUGGGUUUAAAGGGAGGAGAGGCAAGAAAACGCCACACACACAUCUUACCUCUGACUUGGAGGCUGAUUAACUUGAUGGCUGGACACUGUGACAGAGCCACUUUCUGGCCCAUGUGUCUGCUUCAAUCUGUCUGUCUGUACUUAGCCUUAGCCCUCUGAGAGAUAUUUACCUGCCUAUAACAUGCUUUCGAUGGACCUGACUAACAAUGAGUGCCACGGCGCUCCUUUCCGUUAUCUGAAGCCGUUAACCAGAAGAAUGUUAGACUCUAACCGUUUUUUCGUCUUUGCUUCCUCUCCGUUAUUGGUGCGCUGUGGCUGCGUUGCGGCGCCACCGGGCCACUAGGGGUGAAUAUGAACUACUAUGACUAAAUCUUAUGACUUGAGCCAGUGAAGUUACGACCGCCGAGACACUUGAAUCAGUGAGCUAGACCUCAAUGAGCAGAAGUUACCACAAAGUGACAGAGCCUUCAGUAGAGUUAAUGUGUCUAGUUUACUCCCAGCCUGUUUGUCUGUCUGUCUGUUUGUUUGUUUGUAAACAGGGUAGCGCUGAGGCUGUGUGGUUUACAGUGUCAGUCAGGGCCUCAGUGCAGUUAGGUCAGUAGCACAUAGACAACGCUGAUGUCGUCUGCACUGUACAGUUCAGUGUCUGAGGCUGAAGUACAUACUUUAUGGAUAAACCCCCCCAGAGAACAGCCAUACAGUACAUGUACACAGCUUUCUUUAUAAAAAUGGUAUGAAACUAGUUGCUUAUCAUAAUUAUCCUUAUUAUAUUCCAUAGCUGAAAUGGUAUUUUCAGGCAUUUUGUGGCCUUUGUUACAACCUAAACCAGAUAACUUAAUUGCAAACUACUUUUUGACCCUGUAAAAGGGCCUGAAAUGCAGCAAUACAAGGAUAAAAUGCAAAGCAGCAGUUGUAAGGGAAGACACCACAGGCUAAAAAUGUUUAAUAGAUAUCACAAUUGAUUACUUGAAUCAAGACAAUUGUUUUUCUAAUUACGAGUUUUCAGAAAUGUCCUGUUUGAAUAUGCAAAUGAGGCAGUAUCGUGUGAAAAUUUGGUGACUUUAAACACACAAAUAGUGUAUUUUGGAUGUUUUCUUUACACUGGUCUGAAAGAAAACAUGUCAUGAGACCAAAUAGCCCAAAGUCUAACAGUUGUCUGUAGUGUCUCACCUCAAUCUGUUUUUAUUGCAUUUACUGAAAACGCAAUCCAAAACACACAUUUUAAUCCACUUAUUUGUUUGGAUGUCAGAGCAUGUAAAGAUCUUCAUGAAUUUUAAAUAAUCAAUCUAUUUAAUUGAACCUGUCAGUUUCAUAUUCGUUGCUAAGCUGUACCUGGAUUUAUCCGCAGAUGUGAGGAGGUUGAUAAGAUUUUGCACUUAACAAGCUCAUUAAUCGCAUUAAGUUCAAAUAGAAGCCGUCACCUGUGACUGAUCCGGGAUCUGUUUCUGAACAAGGGGGUCCGUCUUUCAUCACCACUAAAAUCUCUUCUCCACCUUCUUGUUUUUACUUCCUUGUGAAAAGAAUCACAAAGUUUGUUUAGUUUCAAUUGAAACUCGUUCUCGGCAGCUCUAUCUGUUGAGUUCCCAUCACAUCAUAUUCAACUGUAUUUUAUUUGUAUUACUUUAUUUACUUCUACUGAUAGAACUGUUAAUAUUCUAAAUGUUUAUAGUCUUGUUCGGGGUAGCUUUCUGUUUUUUCGUUAUUGCCUUUUUUUUUUUUCCUAUCACACCCAAUCAGUUUUAAUAUGCUUUUUAGAUGUUAAUGUAUUUUAAUUGUUACAUGUACAGUUUUUAGUGUGCUGAUCUUUUUUGUCUCCCUUUUUACUUGUUUUUUGCUUUUGCUGCAAAAUGUCUUGUCGCCCAAAUGAUUUUAAUUGCGAUCCUUUCUGACCAAAUGAACGUGUUUUUGGAAACAAAGCUUUCCAAAACAAGAAUGACCACUAAAAGUUGGUCUCUAAAUUGUGUAAUAUAUAUAUAUAUAUAUUAAAAAAGAAGAGUUACCAAGUACCCCAACCCUCUGGAGUCAACAUAACUUAUUGUUUAUAGUAUUUUUUUUUGUUGUUCUAGUAAAGUGCUUUACUGUAGAAUGUACAGUAUUUGUUAAACAAUCUUUAUUUGUAUAAUGCUGUAAUUAGACAAAAUACUUUCUUUAACAUAUGACCUUCAGUAUAAUUUGGUGGGAGAUGUUUUUUUGUAAAUUACCCUUGAAGGCAUUUCAUUUGACACUUAAUAAGUCCAAAUGAUAAAAAUCCUUCCUUUCAGAUCAAAUGUUCCUGGUAGAUGCAUUUCUGUAGAUGCUUAAAAGAUGUCCCUUAACUUUAUCACUGUUUAGAAAACGCUCCCUCCCUUUCAGACACGUCACAACUCGACAUAUUGUCCAUGAAGGGAGGUCGAGUGAAGGUAGAUUUGGAUUCAGCCAGUGUUUCUAGAUGAUGUGAAUCAAUAACCUGGUGCCUAAAGAACCAUCGUUCUGCCUGAGAAAGACACCGGGGCUGGUGAAACAAAGGGUCCAGCUGGAUCUCGGACAAUUCGAAUCCUUCGUGAGUCGUGUGACAGCGAUAUCAUUAAAGUUCUGUCACACAGAGCUCUUCAUGCUCAGCCCUUGUGCCUUUCAAAGAUCAAUACUAUCAUCUCCUCCUCAAUGCUAUCUCAUUCACAGCAAUGAUCUAUUUUUGUCUUUGUUUUAUAUCCUGUACAUAUGGCUGUCAUGUAUAAAACAAGCUGUAUUUUCAGUGUUUUUUUUAAAUAAAACAAUUACUCAUG
Centropristis striata (black sea bass) is the source of this 5291-nucleotide messenger RNA. It is a transcript of the gene slc7a3a, whose product is annotated as solute carrier family 7 member 3a. The record is from RefSeq and is a predicted model, not a curated record. Gene Ontology annotation, biological process: transmembrane transport; amino acid transport. Gene Ontology annotation, molecular function: amino acid transmembrane transporter activity. Lineage: Eukaryota; Metazoa; Chordata; Actinopteri; Perciformes; Serranidae. The transcript has 12 exons. Gene Ontology annotation, cellular component: plasma membrane. The coding region runs from base 470 to 2419 and encodes 649 amino acids.